Molecule: messenger RNA, 2961 nt
Organism: Ictalurus punctatus (channel catfish)
Lineage: Eukaryota; Metazoa; Chordata; Actinopteri; Siluriformes; Ictaluridae
Gene: napga
Product: N-ethylmaleimide-sensitive factor attachment protein, gamma a
Exons: 11
Coding region: 133-1068 (311 amino acids)
Biological process (GO): intracellular protein transport
Cellular component (GO): vacuolar membrane; SNARE complex
Molecular function (GO): syntaxin binding; soluble NSF attachment protein activity
Source: RefSeq, a predicted model, not a curated record
AAAUAGAGCUCAUCAGUUGCGACCCGGAAGCGAACAAAAUCGUUAUCUCACAACAAACCGGUUGCUGUAUGUCACAGGUCAUAUCUUACUUUAAUAUAAACACUACAUGGUGAAAGCAGCUGCAGCAGAAGCAUGGCGCAGAAAAUAAACGAGGCCCAUGAGCACAUCGCUAAAGCGGAGAAAUAUUUAAAGACCAGUUUUAUGAAGUGGAAGCCGGAUUAUGACAGCGCUGCGUCAGAGUACAGUAAAGCAGCUGUCGCUUUCAAAAAUGCCAAACAGCUAGAAGAAGCAAAAGACGCUUAUUUACAAGAGGCAGAGGCUCACACCAACAACGGAACGCUUUUCCAUGCCGCGAAGGCCCUGGAGCAAGCAGGGAUGAUGCUGAAGGACAUGCAGAGGCUGCCCGAGGCAAUUCAGUACAUUGAGAGAGCCAGUAUGAUGUACAUAGAGAAUGGCACACCAGAUACUGCUGCAAUGGCUCUCGACAGAGCUGGAAAGUUGAUAGAACCUGUGGAUUUAGCCAAAGCUGUGGACCUCUAUCAGAAAGCUGCAUCAGUGUUUGAGAAUGAGGAACGUCUGCGGCAGGCUGUGGAGCUGCUCGGCAAAGCGUCUCGACUCCUCGUCAGACAAAAGAAAUUUGAUGAAGCAGCGUUGUCGAUCCAAAAGGAGAAGAACAUGUACAGAGACAUAGAAAAUUACCCGACAUGUUUUAAGAAAACCAUCGCACAAGCACUGAUUCACCUACACAGAGGAGAUUUCGUUGCGGCUGAUAAGUGUGUGAGGGAAAGCUACAGUAUCCCAGGAUUCAGUGGGAGUGAGGACUGUGUUGCAUUGGAGCAGCUGUUACAGGGAUAUGAUCAGCAGGAUGAAGACCAGGUGGUCCGCGUCUGCAACUCACCACUGUUCAAAUACAUGGACAAUGACUAUGCUAAGCUGGCUCUCACUCUCAAUGUGCCUGGAGGAGGGAAGAAGAAGAAGGCUGCUUCUGCUAUGGGAGAUGGAGCAGUGAACAGUGGAGCUGAUAAACCUGACGAAGAGGAGGACGAGUAUGCAGGAGGACUCUGUUAGUUCGUUGUCCAUAACAUUGCUGAUCCCAGUGUCCAUUUUCAACCAGAGUGAGAGAUUUUCCAGUAAUGUACAUCCUGCUGUUGAAAAAAAAACAACCUCAAAUCUUUUUCUGUGUAUUUUAUGUUCGGCUUUAAUGCUUGAUCAGGAAUUGGUGAAUUGAGCCACAGACAGUUCUAAGUUCAAAUAUAAAAUCCAUCCUGAUAUUAAUUUUUACAAUUAACAUGCUAUCUUCAAUGGCAUCCUAGAUUUAUUUUAUUACGAAGUUGACCUUUUUUGUGACUUCUUGCCAGCGAUCCACGGUCUUUCUCCAAUACUUCUGUGUUGGAUUUUCAUGAAUAUGACAUUAAUGUUGCAGGAAAAUGGUCCAUAACCUUGUCAUUAUCCCUUAUGUUUAAAAUCGUUGACGAUUUUCUCCUUUUAAAAUCCUUCAUAACUGUGCUAGCAACAUCCCUCUCGGACACAAGUACCACAGACAACCACUAACUUCUGACAGAAAUCAUUUAAAUACAGCAUCAACCAGCAACAGCACAACAAUCGAUAAGUACUCACAAGUAUUUCAAUAUAAAUGUAUUUAAUGUGUUUCAGGGUGGAGUUUUCCUUUUAUCCACAAUGUGUAUUCUAGUGUGGGGGGUGUGGCUUUGCGCACUGUUGCUCAGUGCCUCAGAGAUGAAAAAGCGAUUCCUGAUUUGAAGCAUUAAAGCUCUGCUUUCAUCAUGGGUAGUGGGUUGGAGUCGAACAUUCAUGACCAGCUUCCCACUCAGGGUGGAUUUCCAAGCAGCUGAAGGAAACACUCCAUAGCCUUCGCAUGGUUUGAUCUGCCUUAUCAAAUACAUUCAGCAAAAACGGAUAUACAGUACAUACAUAUCACCUGAAGCCUGAGUACUAAGGCAUAAGCAUGAUCGUUGCAUUCAGUCAUCACAGUGAUCAGUGAUGAGUCACAUAAAUUUCUUUUGCUUUUCCUAAAACGAAAAAGUAAUCUCGUGUUUAUGAAGUUAUAUAAUAAGUUUUGCCACGUGUAAUGCUGUUAUGUAUUUAUGAAGAAUAAUAAAAUAAAAUAGGAUACAUGUAAAAUCCAAAAAUACUAUAUAGUAAUAGUAAGUGUUUUGUAGUUAUAUGAAAUCAAAAGCUUAUUUAAUAUAACCUGUAUUUUUUUUUUUUUUUAUUUGGUCAUGGUAACAUGCUGUGUGCGGGUUAAUUUAUACAAACUUUCUAAGUAUUACCAUUACAAUCAUCAUUAGACCUUUUUUAUUAUCAUUAUUGUAUGAAUUUCUAAGCAAAAUCAGUACAAAACUUUGGGUGAGACUUAAAUCUUGAUAACAGUUUACUCUACAUGCUGCAGUGUUGAAAACAAUCGUGCCUGAAAAUUUGAAUAGUAGGAAAACAUUAAUUAUUAAAAAACCAUCCUUACUUUAUUUUGUGCCACUUUUUACACAGACUUCAGCCACUACUUACACAUUCAAAUCCAGACUAUAUUCAAAAGGUAUGCCUAAUAACUAUAUGAUAAAAAUGCAUGAAAUGCCUUAUUGUUUCUUCCUGGAUCUUAAUAUAAUGUAUUUUCUUGCAUAUUGGUUACGGGGGAAAAACAUACUCUUGAAUUGAAACUUCAGGGAACAAUUUCUCUUUGAAGUAGUUUAGCAAGAAAUUACUUUGGUAGGUGUUGGAUGAAAAUGAUGUAUGGUGUGACGGAUUUUUUUGUCCUUUUAAUUCCACUUUGUGCUUUGAGAUUUUGUGUGCAUGUUCUAAGACAAAUUAUCUAUAAACUCUUAUGCUAAAAUGUCUGAAUUGCAUGUAAACGUACCGAUGUGUAAAUGCGAAGAAUCGAGAUUUUGAAGAAAAAAGUGCAACACUUUCCUGAACCCAACGAAACUGAUAUAAAAACAAAUCUUACAUUGC